Messenger RNA from Psilocybe cubensis, 1458 nucleotides. RefSeq lists its product as uncharacterized. Gene Ontology annotation, molecular function: transmembrane transporter activity. NCBI's taxonomy places the organism in Eukaryota, Fungi, Basidiomycota, Agaricomycetes, Agaricales, Agrocybaceae. Gene Ontology annotation, biological process: transmembrane transport. The record is from RefSeq and is a predicted model, not a curated record. Gene Ontology annotation, cellular component: membrane. Bases 1 to 1458 code for a protein of 485 amino acids. The transcript is spliced from 3 exons.
AUGGCGUCCUCAAGCAUCUUGCCCGCAACGGUCCUGGACUACAGUGAGCAGAUACACUCCAAGGAAUCCAACUACAUUUCCAAGUUGUCCGAAAUUGGGGGCAUUGUUACCACCAGUCGCGAAGCUUUUGUGCGCCGUGUUGACCCAACCGCCUCCGACGACAUCGAUGCUCUACAGAACCCAGAAUUUAAGCUUCCCAGUUGGAGAUCCCUAUUCAUUAUCAUCGGGGGAAAUGCAGUAUUCCAGCUUUCUUUCUUCAUUAUUGUUUCGUCUGCUAGUGCAUAUGCUGAGCAUCUGGGAGGAUCUGCGACAUUUUCUGGUUUGACUAUUGGUAUCCCCACGGUGUUUUCAGGCUUCACUUUGAUUUUCGUCACGAAAUACGACGGAGGUCAAUAUGCCGGGCCUUUGAACUUGGCAUAUGGAUCAAUGGUCUUAGGGAAUAUCCUCUACGCACUAGCAUACAAGGCCAACUUCCUUUACCUCAUCCUCAUCGGUCGCAUCGUAUCCGGAUUUGGUUUUAUUUCGUUCAUGUACAGCAAAAGAUAUUGUUCCGACCCUCGCAUCGUCGGUAUCCGCAGACGUACCACACUUGCAGGGCUGCUUGUAGUAGGACAGGCGUUUGGCUUUUCCGCUGGCCCUUUUUUCGGUGGAUUACUGUACAAAGUUGGCUUUGGGAACCAGGUUUUCAACGGCGUGACUAGCCCUGGCUGGAUCAUGGCCGUCAUCUGGUUGAUGUUUUGGGGUUUGAGCAACCUUAUGUUCCAGGAUGUUCCCCGUCAACAACGACCCCAAUCCAUCGAACUGUCGCCCGUUGAUGGCACAACCGAACAUAGUCAACCACCCCAAUCCUUCAAGGCGGCGCUUCGGGAGAUUACACCGCCCCAAUGGGGUGUGAUAGUGUGCAUGUGCUAUUAUUCCAUGACCUGUUUCCUCAUCCUGGGCAGCUGGGAAGCCAACAUCCCCGUCUUUACCGCUGAGGCCCUUAAUUAUUCGCCAUACAACGCCGGCAACUUCAUCGCUCUCGGCGGCCUCGUUUCCUUCCCCUUCCUCCUCCUAAACGUAUGGUAUGCCCGUCGCAUUCAGGACCGCGUCAUUCUAGCUAUUGGCACCUCCCUCGGUAUGCUCGGGCUUCUCAUAAUGCUUGCUAUACUUCAAACCUCCAAGGUUACUUUUGGCUCUCUCUUUGUGUGCUGGUUCCUUAUAGCACUGGGAUUCAACUUGGCCAGCACGUGCACCUUAAGCCUCCUGUCCAAACAGCUUCCCGACACUUGGAAUCGGAAAGUUAGUAUGGCCAUCCAGUAUAGCAAUUAUACCGGGCGUGUCACGGGAGCCAUUCUCGGAGGAGCUGGUGUCAAGAUGGGUAUGACGAAUUACAUUGCUGUUCAGCUCAGUGUAGUUGGCCUCGGCGGUGUAAUGUACUUGACGUUAUGGAAGCAGCUCAAAGCCAAAACUGGUUGA